AUGAAGCUUCUACUACUUUCACUUACAUUAAUUAUAAUACAACAAUCUACUGCCCGUGUACCACAGCGAGCCCCAAAUAAAAGGGCAGUCAUGUCCGCCCUACAAAACAUUCUAUCACCUGGCAAUACAGAACAGGCCCUACAAAUGAUGCAAAUGGGCAAACGACCGGCGCUAGAAGAGUUGCCCGUUAACGGAAUACGGAAAGUGGCAACACCGUUAAGUCAAAUACAGCCUACUCAGCAAAAAGUUGAAGUGGUGCCAAGAAUAGCACCGAAUGUUGCCAACAUACCAUGCCAGAAGACGCCGGAAGUCAUUCACGUGCCUGUACCAUUUCCGGUGCCAGUUAAAGAACCGUGCUCAUCACCAUUGAGUCCUUUUCUGCCCUCAGCUUCCCCUGUGUCGGCGUGGGCCCCACCUACCAGUAGCUUACUGCCACCAGUAAUUCCAUCUCAAACUAGAAACCACUUUUUGAGGAAAAUUCCUAUACCUCCUCCAACUUUAUAA
This is a messenger RNA of Leptosia nina, 504 nucleotides long. Lineage: Eukaryota; Metazoa; Arthropoda; Insecta; Lepidoptera; Pieridae. The record is from the annotation of a GenBank genome assembly.